Messenger RNA from Cornus florida, 855 nucleotides. RefSeq lists its product as uncharacterized. The transcript has 3 exons. Gene Ontology annotation, molecular function: nucleic acid binding; zinc ion binding. NCBI's taxonomy places the organism in Eukaryota, Viridiplantae, Streptophyta, Magnoliopsida, Cornales, Cornaceae. The record is from RefSeq and is a predicted model, not a curated record. The coding region runs from base 1 to 855 and encodes 284 amino acids.
AUGACUGUCAUUGAGUACGAGAACAAGUUUACAUCACUUUUGAGAUGCGGACAGCCGGGACAUUACAAGUCCCAAUGCACUAAGGCUCAGGUCGCUCAAGUGAUUUGUUUCAAGUGUGGGCAGUCAGGGCAUCACAAGUCUCAGUGUACUCAGAUUCAGGUGGCAUCUGGUGGAUGUUUCGGGUGUGGCCAGCAGGGCCAUAGGAUGAAAGAUUGUCCACAGCGGGGCAGUGGUUCAGGUAGGGGUGAAGGUCCACAGCACAGGCAGAUGCAGUCUGCCACAGUUCAGUCAGGGUUUCAACCGCCACCGCCACCUCAGCCAGCUAUGACAGUGCAGAGUUCUCAACCGGGCAGAGGGGCUUCUUCGAGUGCACCCACUCAGCAGUCGGGUUAUCAGACAGGCUUGGAGGUCAAUCAGUUAGAUAGACAACUUUGUGUUGACACGCCUAUUGGGGGUUCAGUCACUAUUAGUAGAGUUUGUCGAGAUUCUUCCAUUACUAUUGCUGGAUGGGUAUUGGAGUUUGAUCUUAUCCUUCUCGAGACGACAGGGUUUGACAUCAUUCUUGGGAUGGACUGGUUGUCGUCCUUCAGGGUUAUUAUCGACUGUUUCAGGGGUAGAAUGUUAGUGUGUACCCCGAAUGGGGAUUGCUUCUGUUUUGUGGGGGAUCGGUGUGAUUCUCUCAUUCCCUUUUUCUAUGGUGUUCGGAGUCGGGAUCGACAAGGGUUCGUCUUGGCUAGCCUUUUUGCCGAUGAUGAUGUUAAGUUUUAUGGGGUUGAUUAUCUAGUGGUUGUGCGUGAUUUUUUGGAUGUGUUUCCGGAGGACUUGACUGAGUUGCCUCCAUACCGAGAAGUGUAG